AUGGCCAAGAAUCAUCAGCCAGUUCAAACCAAGCCACAAGGUGCGCAUAUACCAAUUUACAUCGACCGUGAUUCAACCACACUUAUCAACCAAACCGGAAACUCAAACAGUAUACCAAACCAUUGGCCAACGAUUAUCCUCUGCGUUAUCUUUGUCAUCACAGGUCAAUCCAUGACCAAACUCCUCGAAAUCUUGUACAACCCUCAUCAAAACGACGGCGUUUGGACUCGGUCUCUCCACCAAACAGUUGGUUUCCCUCUCCUUGUCCUCCCUUUCUUCAUCUUCAAGAAACACAACCAACAACAACCUCCGACCACUUCCGACCGAUCCUCAAUAAGAUACAUAAUCUCUUUGUCCGGUUGCCUCGGAUCCCUCUUGGCCGGUCAAGGAAGAUUCUUCAGCAAGGCAAAGCUCACUCUGAUCUACACAACUCAGCUCUUCUCCACAUUGAUUUUCGCAUUCUUCAUCAACAAAAUCAAAUUCAAUCGAUGGAUCGUAAUCUCAUUCAUCUUUGCAAUCGCCACGGGAGCUCUCACUUUCUCCUCCUCAUUCUCCGGCGAAGCGGUUGAGAGUUACGCAAAAGGCGCAACGGCUGCUCUGUUCUCCGGCGUUUACUUCUCUCUCCUCCUCUGUAUUAUCCAAAGCGUAUUGAAACGCAACGAAUCGACCAUUAAAAACCCGAGCUUUGCGUCUGUUUUCGAAGUCUUGAUCUUCUCUUCCCUCUUCGCUACAUUACUCUCCGUCGUGGGUCUGCUAAUCACCGGCGAGCAAGACGAUUUGAAGAGGGAAAUGAAUGGUUUUUCAAAAGGGAAAGGUUCGUACGUUAUGGUUAUGGUGGGUCAAGCCGUUUCGUGGCAGAUCUAUUGGGUUGGGAUCGUGGGACUUGUGUUCUCCGUCUCGAGCGUGUUGUCGAAUGUCAUCAGCGUCAUUACAUGGCCGAUUGUGUCGGUUCUUGUGGUGAUCUUCUUCAGUUCCAUGGAAGAUGAGUUUGAUGUCUUCAAAGGUGUUGCCUUGAUCACUGCCGUCUUAAGCGCCGCAGCUUAUUUCUGUAGGCUUCACAAAGAGAAUCGUAACAGUGUCAUGAUGGCGAAUUAG
Arabis nemorensis is the source of this 1095-nucleotide messenger RNA. The record is from the annotation of a GenBank genome assembly. NCBI's taxonomy places the organism in Eukaryota, Viridiplantae, Streptophyta, Magnoliopsida, Brassicales, Brassicaceae.